AUGAAAAUUGAAAAGUUGCAAAGUUGUAUUGACUCUUAUAAAGAAGUUGAGUCGUUGCAUGAAUUACCCCAAGAUCAUAAAUCAGAGGAAAAGUUACCACAAAUUGAAAAGCCAACAAGAUCCCUUACUCGAGCCGCCGCUAGUGUAAUCAAAGCAUAUGAAGAUGAAGAAUCAAGUGAUAGUGAAGAUUUUGAAGCUAAUGAUGAUUCUGAAGAAGUUAUUGUGAUAAAUUAUAAUAGAUCAAAUACACCUAAAUAUGUAGGUAAAUUUACCAAUGUUAUCAUUGAUAACAAGUUAAAGCGUCAAUGCAAGAAGUGUCCGGCUAUUUAUACUGACUUGAAGGGGUUCAAUCGCCACUAUCAAAAGAAGCAUCUAAAAUAA
Hemisphaericaspora subhashii is the source of this 381-nucleotide messenger RNA. RefSeq lists its product as uncharacterized. The transcript has 2 exons. The record is from RefSeq and is a predicted model, not a curated record. NCBI's taxonomy places the organism in Eukaryota, Fungi, Ascomycota, Pichiomycetes, Serinales, Debaryomycetaceae. Bases 1 to 381 code for a protein of 126 amino acids.